Aspergillus caelatus is the source of this 840-nucleotide messenger RNA. Its product is annotated as intradiol ring-cleavage dioxygenase. The record is from RefSeq and is a predicted model, not a curated record. The transcript has 5 exons. NCBI's taxonomy places the organism in Eukaryota, Fungi, Ascomycota, Eurotiomycetes, Eurotiales, Aspergillaceae. The coding region runs from base 1 to 840 and encodes 279 amino acids. Gene Ontology annotation, molecular function: iron ion binding; oxidoreductase activity, acting on single donors with incorporation of molecular oxygen, incorporation of two atoms of oxygen.
AUGAUAAACUUUAAGUGGUUCUUCGUUAUAUCACUUGCCCUUCAUGGGACUCUCACCUUAGCGCACUCUAACACCCUGACUAGUCGAAGUUUGGGUCACUGCAAUUUCAAGAUACUGACGAGCACCUUCUUGUUCUCGCCUUACGAUGAGAUUUGCGUUCUGGAUAAGGAGGCCACUUCCGGCCCUUACUACGUGUCUGGUGAGCAUAUUCGGCAGAAUAUCUCCGAGACACAGCUAGGGAUUUCCUUAUACUUGGAGCUCCAACUUAUCGACGUCAACACAUGCCAGCCAGUUCAAAACGCCUUCCUCGAUCUUCCAGCGAGCGGAAACGCUGACGACACAGCCAACGUCAACACAACGUUCUUCCGGGAGAUCCAAAAGACCGAUGCCUUUGGCGUUGCCAGAUUCGAGACCAAAUUCCCUGGCCACUAUGCCCUCCGUGCAACCCAUAUUCAUGUUAUCGUUCAUGAGAACCCACACGUGCUACCGAAUGGUACGCUUGGGCAUAGAACUGGUAGCAUCGCACAUGUUGGCCAGGUGUUCUUUGACCAGACUCUUAUUGACCUCGCUGACACAAUUUAUCCACAUACCCAAAACACCAACGUUAUGGUUACAAAUCAAGAAGAUGGAGACUCCCUCGAAGAUGGACUAGUGGCAUGGAUGGCAUUUGGAAUCAACACAACCAGCGACUAUACAGAUACUGUUCAAGAAACUAGUUUCUACGGAGAUGAGGGCGGGGAGACCAACGAAAACUACUAUAUCACGAAGCUAGGACCACUAGAAACUGUUCCUAGCGGCGUCCCUACCCCGUCAGCCUUCACAACAACUAUCGGUCUCUAG